Molecule: messenger RNA, 648 nt
Organism: Coniophora puteana RWD-64-598 SS2
Lineage: Eukaryota; Fungi; Basidiomycota; Agaricomycetes; Boletales; Coniophoraceae
Exons: 1
Source: RefSeq, a predicted model, not a curated record
ACGCUUCUCUAUGUACGCUGCUGGUGCCGCAAGCCCAAGGUCGUCAGGGACGACAUCCUCAACACAGUUGACUCGCCUCCAUGUCCCUGGUCCGAGUGGCUCAACCUUGUCACCGGGCAAGCUGUCAACCUCGAGACCAUCCACGCCGCCACCAACUCUAGCGCCAUUGGGUACAACGAGACUGCCGACGUUGGUUCGUCGUUCGAGAUCUCUUUCCGAGGAGCGGAGGAAGCUAGAGCCAUCAAGCGGUAUGGGGAUUGGGUCACCUGCUGGACGUAUGCCAUGGACGCGUACGCGUUCCUCUUCCCUUGGAGAACGCGAGAGCUCGUCGACUAUAUGCGACAUAUCUGUCAGCUCUUCACCUCUACCACGGAGUCCGUGCACGCCCGCGUGCUCUCGUAUGACAGGGCAGUUCGACUUCUCAUCGGACGCCAGCGAGGCGUGCGUUUCAACGAUUUCGCAACCUUUGAGCCUCUUCGGCUCGCCCACCUCCACACUAUCGGGAUCGUCGGGUCUGGACUCCCCCCGGUCGGCAAGACCCCUAACGCCGCUGGACCUAGCAGCAGUGGAUCCAAGAAUAAGCGACGCAAGGAUGAGUCCUGCAACCGAUUCAAUGGGGGAGUAUGCCCCAACGACGCCGCCUCCUGC